Molecule: messenger RNA, 2018 nt
Organism: Toxorhynchites rutilus septentrionalis
Lineage: Eukaryota; Metazoa; Arthropoda; Insecta; Diptera; Culicidae
Product: arylsulfatase B
Exons: 6
Coding region: 336-1991 (551 amino acids)
Source: RefSeq, a predicted model, not a curated record
AAUGAUAUCACCAUAAUUCCCGUAUCUGCUGUGACCGACAUCGUACAAUACCACGCUGACAAUACGCGGUCUGCAUUUUAGUUGUAUGAUAAAUAGGUCAGGAUCAUUGACACCCGCCAAUAUACGAGAAACGUGUCGAACACGAGAAUCAGCUCGUGAAAGCAGGAAUAAAAAGUUAAAGUCCACUGCGCAGGUCACGCGGUCGUGCGAUUUUGUGUAAUUGUGUUCGUUGGAAGUUUCGAUUAUUUAACAAAUAUUGUUAUUGAUAUCGAUUGAUAGCACUUGAACAUUUUCCUCAAUGAUCUUGUGAUUAUCAAACUGAAGACCACGAAGCAAUGGCUGCUACAAAGGGAUAUUUAUUAUUGAUACCAAUACUUACUGCGAUUGGCGUUUUGGUUUCGAGUCAAAAUCCUACACCACCAAACAUUAUCUUCAUUCUUGCGGAUGAUCUCGGCUGGAACGACGUUGGAUUCCAUGGAUCGGCUCAGAUACCAACUCCCAACCUCGAUGCCCUCGCCUAUUCCGGAGUGAUCCUCAAUCGAUACUACGUGACGCCAAUAUGUACACCGUCGCGAGCAGCUCUGAUGACAGGGAAAUAUCCGAUUCACAACGGAAUGCAACACGCCGUUUUGUAUGGCAUGGAACCGCGUGGAUUACCGCUGACGGAGAAAUUACUGCCGGAGUACCUGAGAGAGCUGGGCUACAAGAAUCACAUUGUCGGAAAAUGGCACCUUGGUCAUUACACGCGCAAAUAUACCCCUCUGCAGCGAGGAUUCGAUUCGCACGUGGGAUUCUGGACCGGCCAUCAUCAUUUGUUCGAUCACACCGCUGUUGAAACACAAACCUGGGGUAUUGACAUGCGGCGGGGCUAUGAUGUGGCUUAUGAUCUACAUGGGAAGUACACAACUCACGUGAUUCGAGAAGAAGCAGUCGCGCGGAUUAGCUCCCAUCCCGUGUCGGAUCCACUAUUUCUGUACGUAGCCCACGGAGCGGUUCAUUCGGCGAACCCCUACGAUUUUCAUCCUGCACCGGACGAUACUGUCGAUAAGCUAACUUCAAUCAAUGACUAUCGUAGAAGGAAAUUCGCAGCAAUGCUGAAGGAAUUAGAUGAUUCUGUUGGAGCCAUUAUCAAGGCUUUGAAAUCGCGCGGUAUGCUCGAAAAUUCAAUAAUCGUCUUCAGUACGGACAAUGGUGGUCCGGCCAAUGGAUUCAAUGAUAACUGGGCUUCUAAUUGGCCACUGAGAGGAGUCAAAAACACACUUUGGGAAGGUGGAGUCAGAGCUGCGGGGUUCAUAUGGAGCCCCUUGAUUGAGGAAAGUCGACGUGUUUCACAUCAAACUAUUCACAUCACCGAUUGGCUUCCGACAUUACUGAAGGCUGCAGGAUAUAAUAUAACAGCACUUCCCCGCGAUCUCGGUGGUAUUAAUGUUUGGAAGCAGCUGCAAAACGGAGAUCGCACUGAACGAAAUCAAAUUCUGCAUAACAUUGAUGAUAUUUGGGGAAGUGCAGCGUUAACCGUUAACAAUUGGAAGCUACUGAAAGGCACAAACUACAAUGGGCAGUGGGAUCAAUGGUAUGGACCAGCUGGUGAUCGUGACAUUAAGUCGUACAAUUUAUCGGCAAUCACGUCAAGUCCAACGGGAACUGUGUUAAAUGCAAUGAAAAUGCUCCCAUCACAAGAUGUGAUUCUGAAACUUCGCGAAGAGGCAACCAUCCAAUGUACGAACGAAAAAAGAAAUGGUUGCAAACCACUGGAAAAACCAUGUCUGUUCGAUGUUGAAAGGGAUCCGUGUGAGAAUGAAAAUUUGGCGGGACAGUAUCCUGAAAUUCUGGAAAUGAUGUUGGUUAAACUGGAUGAGUACAACGCAACUGCACUUCCACCAGGAAAUCAGCCGCUGGAUCGGAGGGGUGAUCCCAAGUUUUGGGGAUACACGUGGCAUAACUUUGGUGAUGAUCUUCUGACACCCAAAAUACUGCAAAAUGAUGAAUAAAAUCCAAUUCUACGCUCUAUUUAUGUA